AUGACGUGUGGCGCUAGCAUUGGCCCCAUUCGAAUCGGCGUCAAGUUCUCCUCUCCCACCACCCCGCCUUUUUUGAGCCAGCUACAGAACCACAAUGUUCCUUCUCUAUCUGUGUCCCCUCACCGGCUGGUCACCGGGAACGAGCCUUCAUUUUCCGACCGCCUCUGCCCCCUUCAGUCCUGA
Molecule: messenger RNA, 183 nt
Organism: Sphenostylis stenocarpa
Lineage: Eukaryota; Viridiplantae; Streptophyta; Magnoliopsida; Fabales; Fabaceae
Source: the annotation of a GenBank genome assembly